AUGAAAAAAGCAGUUGAUCCGCUGGACAGUAUGAUUGAUGUGUCUGUUGGUACGCUCGCGAGACGAGAUGGAUUCUGUGAUCAGAAUUCUCAAUUCAAUCGAGAAUCCAUUCCAGUGUGUGUGGGUCUCUCGCUAGCCCGAGAAUCCAGGCACCAAAUGCAACAAAGGAGUGUCAACCCCAAUUGA
This is a messenger RNA of Opisthorchis viverrini, 186 nucleotides long. RefSeq lists its product as hypothetical. The coding region runs from base 1 to 186 and encodes 61 amino acids. The record is from RefSeq and is a predicted model, not a curated record. The transcript has a single exon. Lineage: Eukaryota; Metazoa; Platyhelminthes; Trematoda; Opisthorchiida; Opisthorchiidae.